AAACAAAUUAGUUGUUUUAAAAACUUUAAAUCAAACACUUUACUUGAUAUUCUUCAGAAAGAUUUAUUAAAAUAAGAAAAGGAAAUCAUGGCCAAAUUAUUUCAACAAAUUUUCUUAGUUUUCGCUAUUAUUUUAGCUUUUGCUGCUACCAUACAAGCUCAAGGCAAACAAUGUCCUCCCAAUCAAGAAUGGAAAACCUGUGGUACUGCUUGCCCUGCUAGAUGCGGUGAACCAGCUCCCAAAUUCUGUACUUAUCAAUGUAUUGUUGGUUGCCAGUGCAAGGAUGGUUAUAUGCUUAAAUCAAAUGGUGAUUGUGUGGCCCAAAGAGAUUGUUAAUUAUUGGAAUUAAGUUAAAUUAUUGGAUGGAUAAAGAAUAAAUUGUUUAAAUGGUUAAGGAAAAUAUAAAA
Molecule: messenger RNA, 407 nt
Organism: Lucilia cuprina (Australian sheep blowfly)
Lineage: Eukaryota; Metazoa; Arthropoda; Insecta; Diptera; Calliphoridae
Product: chymotrypsin inhibitor-like
Exons: 2
Coding region: 88-336 (82 amino acids)
Source: RefSeq, a predicted model, not a curated record